UUUUCUUUUUUUUAAUCUCAAUCUUGACCAUCUUGACUCCAAAGUUUUUUUCCCCUGACCUGGGUGUUGCCUCCCUGGCUUACGACUCUGGAGCUUCCCGGGAGUGUCGCUCGCUGACAAAAGAGGACGAGUCAAACCGGAAUAGUUUGUGAAACGACGCCAUUUUUUGAAGUUAAAUUCCUUGUUCCCGUGUAUUUUUUCUGUUUGUGCCAUACUUUGAAGGCCACACGGGGCUGGCAUUAUUUUAGCCGCUGUUAGCUUCGAGCUUAGCUAAGCUAACCGAUAUCAAUCCGCUGUAACGUUGCCAGAGGGAGAGCAGUCCGAUGCAGGCCAUUAAGUGUGUGGUGGUGGGGGACGGAGCUGUGGGUAAAACAUGUCUGCUCAUCAGCUACACCACCAACGCCUUCCCUGGAGAGUAUAUCCCCACAGUCUUCGACAACUACUCUGCCAAUGUGAUGGUUGAUGGGAAACCGGUGAACCUGGGACUGUGGGACACAGCAGGACAGGAGGACUACGACAGACUCAGGCCUCUGUCCUACCCACAGACGGAUGUGUUCCUGAUUUGUUUUUCACUUGUCAGUCCAGCUUCUUUUGAAAACGUCCGUGCCAAGUGGUAUCCCGAAGUGAGACACCACUGCCCCAACACGCCCAUCAUCCUGGUGGGUACCAAGCUGGAUCUGAGAGACGACAAGGACACCAUCGAGAAGCUGAGGGAAAAGAAACUCGCUCCCAUCACCUACCCUCAGGGCCUGGCCAUGGCGAAAGAAAUAAGUGCAGUGAAGUAUCAGGAGUGUUCAGCUUUGACACAGCGCGGCCUUAAGACAGUGUUCGACGAAGCCAUCCGGGCGGUGUUGUGCCCCCUGCCCAUGAAGAAGAAGGGCAAGAGGUGCAAAUUACUGUAGAGGAGGUUCACAGAGGAACGCAGACAAAAUUUAAAGAUAAAUAAAUAAAUCAACGGUUUCAUUCAGACCUUUCCUACAAAGAGGGGGGAAGGUAGAUGGUGGUAUUUGGGCUCCCUAAAUAUCUGCACACUUCAUGCUUACAGAGAGAAGCUCUGGUAGCUCAGACUUCCACCUGAAAGUACUGCACAGAUUAAAGCAGACUACAAGGCUACGUUCAGAUUACCAGGCAGAUUGUUUUUUAGAUCAGAUGAGAACACUUAAAUAAGAAUUAUGCUGCUUGUCGCCUCCACACUUGUGCCCGAGAUUUGACGUCAUCGACCUGCACCACAGAGUCGUGGGGAAAUCAAAGAAAAACAGGAGGAGAGUGUCGUCCUCUAACGCUAAAUCUCGCCUCCACUAAUCUGCCGGCGACGGCUUCCGUUUUGAGUUUCCUCUACUGGGAUCAAUAAAGGUACAUUCCAUCUUAUCUUUUCCCGCUGCAACACUACGUGGUCGUUUUCUCUGUCAUUGUUAAUGACUCGUGCAAGAAAGGUUUUAGUGCGACAAAUCUGAUCUGGUAAUCUGAACGUAGUCCCCCGAGUGUCUGUCUGGUCCUUUCAGAUUGACAGGAAACACCAUAACUUUGCUAAAGCCUUUUUUUGGGGGCGGGGGGAUUUUAAGGUUAAAGGUUUUCAGUUUUUUGACAUCGUGUCAUUUAUUGUAGAGAAACACUACUUUAAAAUGAUAAAUAAAUAAACAUGAAUUUAUCAUAGAUUUUACUAAAAAAAAAGAAAGAAAACUGAAGGUGGUCUUGCACUGCACUCUUUCCCUCACUCACACAAAAGAUUCCUGCUGCCUUGAUUCAAAUUUAAAACUUCAUUUCUUUUUUUUAGAAGCUCAAAUCUUUUCUUUUUUUUUUUUAUUGUCAGCUGUUGUUUUGUUUACACAAGUCGUAGUCGCUCCAUGAACACUAACCCUCCAUCGAUGCAGUCACGGAGAAAUGGUAUAACACUUAAAUCACUGAAUUGACUUGUUUUGCAGCAGCUGAUGAGUAAAAGAAUGAAAUAAAAAUAUCUGAUAGUUAAACUGUAUAACAGGUAGUUAUUAUCUCUUUUUUGUUCCUAGACGCUUUCAAGAUUAAUCACUUUCUCAUGCUUUUUUUUGUCACUGUUUUAAAUGAAUACAGUGUUUUAUGACUGUCAGGCGUGCAAAGGUGCAGUGCAGCCAAAGUUGUACUGGCUUUGUCUUUUUUCUUGUUUUCUUUUAAAGAUUUAUACCCUUCAUUUCAAAUUUUUACUCUUUUCUUUCCUCUUUAAAAAAACAAAAAAGUGCUUUGAAUAAUCAGGCAUUUUAUUCAGUAUGUGCUACUAUUGUUAACAGUAUAUAUAUAACCAUUUAAUAAUUAUUACACCCCCCUUACCCUCAUCUAUUACAGUUUUCUGAAGUCUGUGAGCCAGUGAACGAGCGGUUGUAAACUCAUUU
This is a messenger RNA of Solea senegalensis (Senegalese sole), 2363 nucleotides long. Its product is annotated as ras-related C3 botulinum toxin substrate 1-like. Gene Ontology annotation, biological process: regulation of cell shape; regulation of actin cytoskeleton organization; small GTPase-mediated signal transduction. Lineage: Eukaryota; Metazoa; Chordata; Actinopteri; Pleuronectiformes; Soleidae. The record is from RefSeq and is a predicted model, not a curated record. Gene Ontology annotation, molecular function: GTP binding; GTPase activity; protein kinase binding. The transcript has 6 exons. Gene Ontology annotation, cellular component: cell cortex; cytoskeleton; cell projection. Bases 324 to 902 code for a protein of 192 amino acids.